Molecule: messenger RNA, 894 nt
Organism: Hymenoscyphus albidus
Lineage: Eukaryota; Fungi; Ascomycota; Leotiomycetes; Helotiales; Helotiaceae
Source: the annotation of a GenBank genome assembly
AUGUCCGCAGCAGCCUCCACCUCCGCCGGCCCCUCCAUGUCUCGCUCGACCAACCCCUCUGCAGCUCCUUCCCAACACUCCGUCACUCCCUCUAACGCACCCUCAAACUCCAAAUCUCUGACAGCGCUCUCCGCAACUCUCCCACAUAACUCAUCAUCGCUUCCACACAGUCCCGAGACCAUGCGGCAGAUCCAAGAAUCGCGCGCCGCGCUACUGGCGCAAAUGAACAGCGUCGGACAAUCAGCUACAGCUUCUAUCCAAGAACGCGCGCAAACUCUCCAUAGCAACUUCCAGCAGCUGGGGAAACAGGAGAAGGAGUUGGCAAAAGCCGUGGACGGGUUGAAGAAAGAGAGUGGGAAGUUGGAAAGAGUCGCUAAGGAGGGGAGUAGAAGGGUCAAGGAGCUGGGGAAUGUACAAAAUUGGGCGGAGGUACUGGAGAGAGAUUUUUUGGUAUUGGGGGAGACUAUCAGGUUGGCUAAUGGGGGAAGCGACUGGAGUGGAAGUGGGAGUGAGGAAAGUUGGAGUAGUUAUAGUGGGAGUGAGGAUGGGCGGGAUGAUGGGGAAGAAGGGAGAAGAGGGGUGGAAGAGGUGGGUAAUAGGACCUUGGAUGGGGAAGGAGAUGUUGCUAUGGAGGGCGUGUUGACCGGUGGGGAGGGCGUGGCAAAGUCGUCUGGUGUGGAUACACAAGUGGACGUAGUUGAAAAUGAAGGGAAGGGAAACGAUGAUGCUGAUAUCGCGGAGUCGGUCCACACGAGAGAAGGCACAGUCUCUACGGGGAUGCAGAUUGAUAAUAUUGGAGGAUCUUCGACUGCAACUACAGGAUCCCGUGGAACCGAGACCACUCAACAAUCUGGGAGUUCUUCCAUCCAUACUACACAAUCGGCGAUGGGUUGA